UAUGAGUAUUUAUGUUAGUGAGGUUAUGUUGUAACUCAUCCACGAGGUUGGAAGUCGCAUUCAAUAUUGAUCAACAUCAAGUAUUUAAAUAAAUUAGUUAAUUUUUUUUCUACAAAAAAUCUUAAUAAUCAUGACAAGGUACGCACGUGCAAAAGGUUCCAAGGCAUCGAACGAACGUCUACCUGCUGAAGCAACACCAUGGCACGUGAUGAAGCAGCAGAUAGAAACUGCCACCGCAAGUGGGAAAGAAAAUUCCCAAAAACCUAAAAAUGCCAAGGAAUUAUUGAAGGAGAAAGACGAUCCUUAUUACUGUGACACAGUAGUUAAUAAUAAUGAUUGGGCAGAGUUCGAUACUGAUAAAUCUUCCAAGAAUGUUAAGAAAAAUGUCAGUGUGAAAGCUGAUAAAAAGUCUCCGAAAAAACGAGUAAAUAGUAAAAAGGAAAACGGUAAUGACAGUUCUGUACCAGCUGACAAAUCAAAGCUCGACAAAUCUAAGUCUGAUGAACCCAAAGCUGAUAAAUCCAAGCCUAAUAAAACUCGUAAAAGAAAAUUAGUUGAAGCAGAAACUGGUGACGUAGCAAACAAAUCUAUCGAGGAAAAUGUUCCCAAAAUGAAAAAGAAGAAAAAAAAUAAACCUAUUUCCAAGACGGAAAAUUCUGAAGCGACUGAUAAAGCUGGUGAUGAAAAAAGUGAAGAAAAUACAAAAGAAAAAAAUAAAACUGGUGUUAAACUCAGCAAGCGGCAGAAACGCAAUAGGAAAAAUAAAAUAAAGAAUGAAAAUGGUGAAAAUAAAGAAGUAAAUACACCAAUAAGUUUUGAUGUCGAAGGCAAUGACUGGAACGCUGACAUUAAGUUUGGAAAACCGCGAGACUCUAAACCUAAGACUGAAAAUAAUAAUUAUCCGAACAAUUAUCGGGAUAAAAGAUUUAACCAGAGUGUAAAGAAUCAGCGACCGGGGAAAGUACGAGAUAAUUUGGAGCACAAACGGAGAAAACCAGAGCCAGGUGCCCAGAGGGUGAUAAUCAAUGGCAUGGAAGUGGAUAUCGUGUUGUACGAUGGGUUUCCAGUGAGAAAAGACGACGCGGAUCGUUUGAAAGAACUGAGGGAGAAAAUGGUAAUCAAUGGAAUUCCUAAAUCAGAAAUUGACAGAGCUAUGAAAUUAGAGAGACGUAAAGCUGAGAAAGCUCUCGCACGCAUUCGUAAGAAUGUCUGCUUCCAUUGUCGGAAAGCGGGCCACAAUUUGUCGGACUGUCCGGAGCUGGGCCGCGAAGAAGCUGCCACAGGAAUCUGCUUCAAGUGUGGCUCGACUGAGCACACGCAUUUCGAGUGUAAAGUCUAUAAAAAAGAAGAAUUUCGGUUUGCUACUUGCUUUAUUUGUCGAGAACAAGGUCACAUCGCCAAGCAGUGUCCUGAUAAUCCUAAAGGUCUCUAUCCCCAGGGAGGAGCUUGUAAGAUUUGCGGUGACGUCACUCAUCUGAAGAAAGACUGUCCAGAGUUGACUUCACAAAAGGAAGGAGCUAAGAUAACUUUGAAUACUAUCGCUGAUGUUGAUUCAGUAGAAACCAUUGAUGGGGUUGAUAAUAAGAAGCCCGCAGCUUCUGAAUCUGAAAAACCGAAAAAAAUAAUUAAGUUUUAACAAAAGUUGUUUUUUAUUAAAUAAAUGUAUAGUUUAUUUAUUUGAUUGAAUUGAAUUGAUGUAUAAAUAAAUAAUUUUU
Microplitis demolitor is the source of this 1715-nucleotide messenger RNA. RefSeq lists its product as uncharacterized. The transcript is spliced from 2 exons. Gene Ontology annotation, molecular function: zinc ion binding; nucleic acid binding. The record is from RefSeq and is a predicted model, not a curated record. The coding region runs from base 131 to 1636 and encodes 501 amino acids. Lineage: Eukaryota; Metazoa; Arthropoda; Insecta; Hymenoptera; Braconidae.